Messenger RNA from Falco peregrinus (peregrine falcon), 1854 nucleotides. Its product is annotated as uricase-like. The transcript is spliced from 8 exons. Bases 1 to 1086 code for a protein of 361 amino acids. Gene Ontology annotation, cellular component: peroxisome. Gene Ontology annotation, biological process: purine nucleobase catabolic process; urate catabolic process. Gene Ontology annotation, molecular function: urate oxidase activity. NCBI's taxonomy places the organism in Eukaryota, Metazoa, Chordata, Aves, Falconiformes, Falconidae. The record is from RefSeq and is a predicted model, not a curated record.
AUGAUAGUUGUUUCCAUGUCCUCUUUGGGACUUCUGCCGGCUUACAAAGCAACCUUCCCACCCCUCACGGAAGAACUCCUUUGCGUAACUUGGGCUUCCACUGAGUUCCUUUACAACAGUCCCGUAUUUUGUCUGCAGAUCAAGGAUGUAGAAGUCCUCAACUGUGAAUAUGGCAAGAACACAAUUAAGUUCCUUCGCCUUCAUAGAGAAGGGAAGAAGCACUUCGUUAAAGAAGUGGAAGUCUGCACGCAUCUCCGGCUGACUUCUGCUCAGGAGUACCUGGAUGGAAACAACUCUCUUGUGAUACCUACAGACACCAUAAAGAAUAUUGUCCUUGUGUUGGCCAAAAAAAAUGGGAUCUCAACUUUAGAACAAUUUGCUAUAGAUAUCUGCAAACACUUCAUGACAACGUUUUGCCAAGUGGCAUACGUCAAAACCUACGUUCAAGAAGUACCAUGGAAACGUCUACACGAGAACGGCGUUCCCCACAUCCAUGCAUUCAUAUGCGCUCCUGAUGGGAUCCGCUUUUGUGAAGCUGAGCAGUGCCGAAAUGGUCCUCUGGUUGUUUAUGCUGGAAUUAAAGAUCUGAAACUUAUGAAGACAACACAGUCUGGAUUUGAAGGCUUCUAUAAGAAUGAACACACCACGCUUCCUGAAAGGAAUGACAGGAUUUUAUGUGGAGAGCUCUUCUGCAAAUGGUCAUAUGGCGAAUGCAAGGAUUUUGACUUUGACUGCAUAUGGAAUCAAAUCCGUGAAUGUAUCCUUGAAGCCUUUUCUGGGCCACCUGACAGUGGGGAAUAUUCGCCCUCUUACCAGAAAACUGUCAACUGUAUCCAGAUGCAUGUCCUUUCCAAAGUGUCACAGGUACAGGUCAUAGAAGUCGUCUUGAACAACACUUUUUAUAAUGUCGUAGACAUGAAGAAUCUAGGCUUGAUUAACGACAAAGAAGUUCUGGUUCCAGUGGAAACUCCCUAUGGCUCCUGCGCUUGCACGCUUGGCAGGAAGAAGUUCUUAGAAGCACAAAGCCACAUGCUAAAAGAUGAGAGGCAAAGUCAGUUUGGACUGGCAGCUGCCCUGGGAAACUAAACCUCUUGGCUACACUCACACCUUCCUGAUAAACUUAACAGCAUGGCUCUCCUAUCAACGUAUACGCCCUAUUGGCCUCUUAUGUUGCUGACUGCUUUUUCCCCUAUGAACUCCUGAGGUUGGGAUUUCUGAAGGACCCUCAGGAAUUCAGAAAUCAAAGUCUAUCCCUGAACCUCAGUGUGAUUUGCAGAUUGAAAUCCCCUACACUCUUUUGAAAAUCCCAGCUGGAAAUAUUAAUUAAUUUUUAAACCAGCUAUUUCCAGACCUCUUAAUGAAACAAUUAAUUAAUGAAACAAUUAUACGUUGGUAACAUCUUUUUGACACGUAAAAUCAGCAACUCUGUAUAUUCUAUUUACUAAUGUUCCUUCAGUAAAAUGAAUACACAGGCACGAGACCAGAUGUUUCAUUGAUGUAACCUGUCAUGACCCCUUGAUGCCACACUGAUCUACAGAGCUGAGGUUCUGACCCAGUAACUGAGACACCAAUUUCUUUGUAAAGGAAAUGAAAAAAAGGAAAAAAACCCACACACACAAGUAUCUCUCAUAUCUCCUUUGCGGUGUGAAUAGUUACAGUUGUUGACUAAUUUCUCUGCAUGUAUUCUGACUGCAUGGCUGCUGCUGUGACUUAUCAGACUAUACAAUUUCUUUUAUAUUAAUCACUGAAGUGUUUGAGGUUUUGGGCUAUCUCUGUAAGUUUAAUUAAAUAGUUUUCUUUAGGUCUAAUAAUCUCAUCAUGACUUCUGAGCAGGCAGGAGUCAACAUAAGUAAC